AUGGAUGACUCUCAACGUUUAUCGUCAUCUAAGUAUAUAGUAGCGGAAAAGUGGAGACUUGUACGAAAAAUCGGAAGUGGAUCAUUUGGUUCUAUAUUUUUGGGGGUUAACAUCGUUACGGGAGAGGAAGUAGCAAUAAAAAUGGAGCGUGUACGCACACGACAUUGUCAACUGUAUUUUGAAAGUAAAGUGUAUCGAGUACUGCGAGAAACUCCAGGAAUACCUCGUAUUCAGUUUUAUGGACUUGACGGCGUUAGAAAUCUAUAUCAUGCUAUGGUAAUAGAACUUUUAGGACCUAGCUGGAGGAUCUUUUUACGUUUUGUGGUCGCAGAUUCACAAUGA
Schistosoma mattheei is the source of this 342-nucleotide messenger RNA. NCBI's taxonomy places the organism in Eukaryota, Metazoa, Platyhelminthes, Trematoda, Strigeidida, Schistosomatidae. The record is from the annotation of a GenBank genome assembly.